AUGGCCGCGCCCAUCCGAUCCAGUCUAAGCCGUUCCGGCCGGACUUCUGUUGCCUCUAUUCGCAGUCUCUCCAAUGCUCGCCCGGCAAAGGCACAGGUUCAGCCCAUCACAGUCAGGGAACCUAACCCUUCUCUACCGCCUUCCGAUGCCACUCUUCUCAAGGACUAUUUAAGGCGAGGCGCCUUGUCGAGGACAUAUUUCGAUGCGACAGGCGUGCGAUGGGUCGGAUCUGGCGAUGACGGACCAAAGGACCCCAAUAAGGCAAAGCUAGGAAAAACUCUGCGAGUUCUACAAGAACGAUUACCAACGCUUUUACUACAUCCUCUUCCCCACGACAUUCUUGCGCCAAAUAUCGCCCUCCAUCUUUUUCCCUCGACGCACCCUCACCUACCGACCGUCUCCGGCCGGGUCGCCUAUAACGCCGCCCUCUGGACCUCCCCGAUAGCCUGGAACCGCGUCCCCAUUCUCGGCAACGUCUUAAUCGAGGUUCUCGCGGAGCGCAUGACAACGGAACCCCUCACAUUCUUACCCCGCCGUGCUGGGGCGAUACCCGAGCAGCUCGUAGUCCGCUGGUGCGAGAAGCGAAAGGGCUCAGAUAGUUCUUCCAAUAAAGGAGUGAUCGCCCGGUCCCUGCCGUUUGGUCGUGGAGUCGACCCAGACAAGGCAUUCACGGGACUGUUUGUUUUCGACUUCGAUGCCGAAGGACGGAUUCUAAGCCAUACUAUUGAACAGUCACAAGCCGGUGGCGAUUGGGAAGCUGGAGUUGGUGCAAAGGUUGUUGGUCUGACUGACUGGCUCCUUGGAGGUUGCAAGAACCCUGGCACUCCUAUACCAAUGUUCGAGCGAGUCCGAAGACGACGAUCCAUUUAA
Messenger RNA from Fusarium subglutinans, 870 nucleotides. RefSeq lists its product as uncharacterized. The record is from RefSeq and is a predicted model, not a curated record. NCBI's taxonomy places the organism in Eukaryota, Fungi, Ascomycota, Sordariomycetes, Hypocreales, Nectriaceae. The transcript is spliced from 2 exons. Bases 1 to 870 code for a protein of 289 amino acids.